Messenger RNA from Psammomys obesus (fat sand rat), 1278 nucleotides. RefSeq names its product cms1 ribosomal small subunit homolog (gene Cmss1). The transcript is spliced from 11 exons. Lineage: Eukaryota; Metazoa; Chordata; Mammalia; Rodentia; Muridae. The record is from RefSeq and is a predicted model, not a curated record. Bases 157 to 1098 code for a protein of 313 amino acids. Gene Ontology annotation, cellular component: 90S preribosome; nucleus.
GCUUCCGCAGCGGGAGGGGCGCGGCGUCUGUGACGUCAUCUCCGCGGGGCGCCGGCGACCGCGCUCCGAGGCUCGUCCGCGUGCGGAGUGGCUGUCGCGAGCGCUGAAGCCGCGCGGAGUGCCCUGGUUGUCCGCUCGCGCUCGGGCCUCACGGAGAUGGCAGACGAUCUGGGAGACGAGUGGUGGGAGAACCCGCCGGCCGCUGCCGGCAGCCCAGGUAAUAAAGUGGCUCUUAAUGAAACAGAAGAAUCCCUUUCCACAGCAAACAUGCAUGAAGGACACCUCACAGUCACAUUUCUUCUUGGCAAUGGACUAUCAGGUGGUGAGGAAGGAGGAGACACGGAAAUGACGCAGCAGGACACAGCUCACGACACAGCUCCGGUUCCUGAGCCACGAAAGAAAGCCAAACAGCCUACCGAGUGUUUCUUGACACAACCAAAGGAAACAAAAGAGGGUCCCCAGAAGACCAAGAAGUGGAAAAAGAAGAAAAUUUCUGAUAUUCUUGCAAAAUCAGAGCCCAAACCAGGAACCCCUGAAGACCUUCAGAAGCUUAUCAAGGACCAUUUCAGCAACAGUCGGUCUGUGAUUGAGCUAGAAGAGCUGCAGCUGCCAGACUCCUGUUUCCUCAAGGCUAAUGACUUGACUCAUAGUCUCUCUUCAUACCUAAAAGAAAUCUGUCCAAAGUGGGUAAAACUUCGGAAAACCCACAAUGAGAAGAAGUCUGUCCUGAUGCUAAUCCUCUGCAGUUCAGCUGUUCGAGCCCUGGAGCUCAUCAGGUCUCUGACAGCAUUCAGAGGAGAUGCCAAAGUCAUGAAAUUAUUUGCAAAACACAUAAAGGUCCAGGAGCAGGUAAAGCUGCUGGAGAAGCGUGUGGUACACCUGGGUGUGGGGACUCCAGGGAGAAUCAAAGAACUUGUUAAACAAGAUGGCCUUAAUUUGAACCCCUUAAAGUUUCUGGUUUUUGACUGGAACUGGAGAGAUCAGAAGCUAAGGAGAAUGAUGGACAUUCCCGAGAUAAGAAAGGAGGUUUUUGAGCUUCUAGAUAUGGGAGUGUUCAGCCUAUGCAAGUCAGACUCCUUGAAGCUGGGUCUUUUCUAAGCCUGGUCCUGAGGAAGAGUCCAGCGCCAAUAUAUUGCAAGUGCUCACAAGCCACUGUGAUAUAAUUGCGUUAUCUGCAUCACCCAGAGGAUCACUGAAAAUGCACAGGGACUCUCGACAGCUGUGAACCUGUCCUUUGGCUCAUACCCUCAAACAAUAAAGCUCUGCCUGUGUGUGUCA